Anneissia japonica is the source of this 12802-nucleotide messenger RNA. Its product is annotated as ubiquitin carboxyl-terminal hydrolase 34-like. NCBI's taxonomy places the organism in Eukaryota, Metazoa, Echinodermata, Crinoidea, Comatulida, Comatulidae. Gene Ontology annotation, cellular component: cytosol; nucleus. The transcript is spliced from 74 exons. The record is from RefSeq and is a predicted model, not a curated record. Gene Ontology annotation, molecular function: cysteine-type deubiquitinase activity; cysteine-type endopeptidase activity. Bases 125 to 10891 code for a protein of 3588 amino acids. Gene Ontology annotation, biological process: protein deubiquitination.
UUUGCCAAAAUGGCGGGUAUUGAGGUCGAAGUCUGCUUCAGGUCACUUUAUGUUGUGCGUUUGUAAACGUUUCGCUCUUGAGAUGAAUGAUUCUGUUUAGGUUUGCCAAGUUAAUGAAGAAGUCAUGGCUACAUGUGAUUCAUGUGCCGAUCUUUAUCGUUUACUGCAAUCAUAUACUGUAAAGUGUGCAUCAGGAGAGCAAUUUGAUGUUAGAAAAAAGGAUGUCAGCGUGUUACUAGAGUUCACACAGCCACAGAGGCAAUGCAAUUGUUGUUUUAAGGAUUUAAAAAAUUUUGAAAGGUUAAACAACAUAGUUCAACUUCUACUACGAUUCGCAAUCAACUCAAUACCCAGUUUUCGCCUAUUAACGCAAGAUGAAAGAGCGUCCAGCUCCGAGAAAGAAUCCUCAGAAAGAGAAUCGAAUGUGUCAGUUCAUAAGGAAAAUGAAGUCACAAAUGUAAGCGCCGGUGAAAAGCUAACAGAAGAGAGGGAAGACACAGGAAAAGUAAAGGAGGAUGAUGGGAAACAUGAGGUGGAAAUUACCUGUCCAACAAAUUCUGAAACAAUAGAGACUGAAGGUACUGUAGAUAUUAAACAAGAUGAAGUUAGUGAUGAUGUAAUACAAGAGAAGAUGUCCUCCGAGGAAGCGAUGAUGAGGGAUGCUGAGGAAGAUGCCGAAGAAGAGAUGGAAGUGGAAGUGGAGAUUUGGGGAAUAAAGGACUAUGAAAAGUUACUACAUCUUGUUGCCAAGGUUUUUCAAAUGAACUUUGCCCUAUAUGCAGCACACAAACACAUGUGUCACGGAAUAACAGAAGAAUUAUCAUCUCAAGAGUCCGAGGCUUUAGGAAACUAUUGUGAAAUGAAUGACCUAGAAGUUCCAAUAUUUCUUCUGCGAAAUGUCUGUUUCUUCUGCGAUAGCAACGGUUUGUCAGUCAUGCAUAACUGUUUUGACGGAUCUACCCCUGAAGCUCUACACUUUGGUUUAGCGCAUGGAAUUAUUGCUGUUGUUGCUAACCUACGUAUAUGGCUUCAUAUCCAUGCUGUCAUGCAGUAUGUCGCUCCACUCCGUGCUCACGUUAUCAGGUAUCUCUGCAAAUUGAAUGACAAUGAUCUACGGCAGACCAGUGCCCGUAACAUGGCGGAUAUGAUGUGGAAUAUGAUCAAGGAACCCAUCGAAACGGCUCUACACUUCGACGGCGACAGUCUCGAGCUAGCUUAUAAAUACUUCCUUUCUUCGACAUUGACCAUGCGGCUUACAGGGUUAAACCAGAUCACCAGUCAAAUUCAUCUUUAUAAUGAAAUAUGCAGCAGUGAAUCGAUAACAGACAGUGAAAAUGUUGGAACACAACUGGCCAACUGGCUACUAGAGAAGGAGAUAGUUGAGCAUAUAUUUGGCCCUAAUUUACAUCUGGAGAUUGUGAAGCAGUGUCAAGUUAUACUGAAUUUUUUAGCUGCAGAUGGCAACAUCACCACCAAGCACAUCGACUGUAUUUGGAACACAGCGCAACUAAAGCACUCUAGUCGUUACGUUCACGAUCUUCUACCGCACUUGAUAAAACAUUUGGAGCCCAUACCGCUAUUCCAUCUAUUAAAAUUGGUCUCCAGCCUUCCACCAUCGGCUCACACUGAACAGACAUUAUUUUUGAGUCAAGUGCUAACAAAGUGCAUUUGGGGAAAUGCUCUUUCUACUCAAGUUGUCACCUCUACUCCGCAUAAAAAACCACAAGCGCAGUAUCCAGUAAUCAGAAGGAACUUGCAAGGAAUGCAUCAUGCAGGGCAUCACAGUCUGAGCAAUAGCAAUGAGAGUAUGAACACUCAAGUCAGUGAUGCGGAACAGGAAUCUCACCACUUCCAUAGGGAAGAUGAGGCAGAAGAAUUGUUAGACGUUGUAGGAAUGGAAGAAUCUACAGAGAGUAAUAAAUUAGCAGACACAUCAAAAGAUUUCUCUACUCAACCUAAGAAAUCUUCAAAUAAGCGCAGGCUGAUCAAAAGACACAGGGCAAAACAUCGACAACAAGUGCUAACACGGCAUUCAUCAUCCAACGAAUCAAAUGGGGACGAUUCUGACAACAUCGACUCUGAGAAUGAAGCUCUCGCGACUAGUCCCGAACCCAUGGAUAGCGAGAGUGGUGAAUCGAACGAUGAACAGGCUGGUAGCGAAGUAAGCGAAUUCAGCAUGGAUAUACCAUCAAAGUUAUCGCCUUCCGUGAAGGCAACAAAGGAACGUAGCCGAAGUGACGGCAGUAGCGUAGGUAGUAGUAAGCACGAGCUGGAAGAAAUUGACAGGCUACGAGAGGAAAAUUUAUCAGAAACCCCUGGAAUCAAAGUUAAAAGAGCAACGAUAAACUUAGACCAUACGUUUAGGAGACAAAGACUACAAGCAAUACGCAAGUCAAAACCUUAUAGACAAAAAGGUGAAAUUCUCUCGGACAGUGAUAAUGAUGAAGAAGAAGUGAUCCAAAAACAUGAAAAGUUAGUACAAGUUGUCCGACCGUGCAUGCAUGUGUACCCAAACACAUCGGACAUUUUAGACUCUGAUGCAGAUAAUCUAAUCAUGUUAUCAUCCCAGCGUAGAUCCUCGCACUCGGAGGAGUUUGCUGGUGAGAGUAGCGCUGAUGUUGAGGUGUAUGACUGCAGAGGUUUUAAACCAUUUCCACCUAGAAUGAGAAAUAUUGAUAUUUUGAGUCCUGAAGACAUCAGCUGCAGCAGUUCCCAGGGCAGUACAAAGUCUGAGAAGAACAUGGCAGACUUUGAUGGUGAAGAUUCAACUGGUGAGGAUGAAUUCAUCCAGCUGAAUGAGCAACUUCACCAGCAACUGCAUGGGCAGCUCACUUUACCGGAGAUUGACUCGGUAUAUGGCAAACAUACCAAAGGCUCAUGUUCUCACAGGAGUUCUUGUGACGACCAACAAGGUCCUUACAAAGAUUUUAACUUUGAUGUGGUCUGUAAAAAAGGACACACCCUUCUUUGGGACUUGGUGCAAGACCACUAUGCAGCCCAGCUUGGUGAAGGCUUAGCAGUAGAAGCAGAGAAGAUGCUUAGUACAUUAGUGUGUGUGUUCCCUGAAAGGGAAAUACGGAUGAAGUUUGUUGAAGGAUGCCUUGAUAAUCUAAAACACCACCGAUCUGUUGUUGUAUCUCUGAGACUUUUGCCAAAACUCUUCGGAUCUUUCCAGCAAUAUAGGAAUAACUGUAACACCCACUGGAUUACUAUGUGGGCUGAAGAGGAGCUUCAUAUGAUGGAGCAUUUCUUCAAUGAUUUAGUGUUUUACACUCAAAAAAUAAGAAAUGGUGAUAAAGAUAAAGGACUGUAUUCCCAUGCAACAGAAGUACAAGUCCGUCUUCAAUUCCUUAACUGUGUCUUCUCAACACUUGGAUCUCCUGAUGAUUUUAGGUUAUCUGUGGAUCAGGUGGAUAUUUUGUGGUCAUGCCUAGCAACCGAUGAGGAAUGUUCUGAUGGUGCUUUAAACUGGUUCUUAAAUCAAGCUAGAAACAAAGACCAACAGCAUCCACUUGGCCUCGAGACAUUCAAACACAUCUUUUUUAACAAAAUGCCUUUACUAGAAGCUGAUACUAUCAGUAUGACUGGGUUGAAGCUAUUCCAACAAUUAUGUAGCUUGGCUAGGCUAGCUAACUCAUCCUACGACAGUCCUGCAGUUGAGAUGCCAGGUAUUGAUCAACUGUGGAAAAUAGCAUUAAGGGCCAAGAAUACAGAUGUUAGCAUAUCUGCCAUACAGUACUUGAACACAUAUUAUAUUAAUGCUGGCAACGGCACACUUGAGAAGGAGGAGGAGUUCAUACAGCUAUGUAUGGAGAGUUUAGCGAGUGCAUCAGCCAAGCUGAAGGACUCACAAGAAUCAAGUUUACUGGUGCUACAAAGAGGUUUAAUUUUAUUAAAAACACAUUUAGAAGCUUUUAAGAAAAGAUAUUCAUAUCAUUUGCGGCAGUGGCAACUGCUGAAUAAAGGUAUCAUAAGUCACGAGAAGAACAAAGUACAGAAUGACACAGACAUAGUCAGGGUUGUCUGCCAAAUGGCUAGUAUGUCUGAAAAGUUCACUUUGGAGCUACACCUGACUGACUUGGUUGCAGACCUGAGGGCAGAGGUCACAUACUUUUCAGAACGCCUCCAGAAGCAACGAGAAGACAAGCCUCGGCAACCAAUCACAUCCACCUCACAUGGCUUUUCCAGCCUUUCCAGUUUCCUAUUGGACAACCAUGGACCGGUGCGAAUGAUCUCAGCUGGUCAUGAACUCACAUCGGAUCUUGAUGAGAAAAUGCUCAAAGAAAUGGGAUUUGUAGACUUUCAGCUUGUGUAUGUGUCUUUCGGGGCAAUACGAAGGGAACGAAAACGUGACACAAUGGAUUUACCUUCAUCGUGCCUUCCAUCACCACCACGGGAAAAGCUACCCAUGAUGCUCUUGCUGCAGGAGCCACACUUCAGCUGUCUGUUAAACCUCCUGCAACAGUUGGAAGAUAUGAAGUGUGAUUCACAGGAUGAACAGAACAAGCAGGAAUACAUGACAAGGGCGCAGGUGCUAUCAAGGAAUGUCUGGGACCUGCUAAUGCUGCUACCCACAAGUGCUGAUAUGCUGAACAAGUUUAAAAAUAUCAAACUUACUGCCAAGGAAGAAGAUACGAAUAGGAGGUUAUCUGAGGGCAGUGUUCAGUCAAGCGUGAACUGGAGCGAGUUGCUGGAUGAGAGCAAGUUGCAUAAGCUACUCUAUUCACUACAGAUCAUUGAAACUCUUGGACAACCUUCAAAAGGAAGUAAAAGAAGCAAAUCCGUGGCUGCUAUUGGUAGGACCGAUAUCUCACAACAAGCUGGAACGUCAGAUUUAGGCGAUGUACAGCACUCUAAGAGUGAUUCAUGCCUGUACAGUACUGACACAGAAGAGGAAGGUAAAGAUGUCUGGUCUUCAAUGUUUAUAAAGACAGGUGGCUUGAAACACCUGUUUAGCAUAUUUAUGUCUGGACACCUGGAACCAAAAGAAGGCCAACAAUGGACUUUAUGGCAACAAGAUUGCUUAGCAAUUGUGCUGAAGCUAAUUAAUGAGUUCGCUCUUGAUCAAGUCACCUUGGAGGUCGGACAAGACGAUGUGUUCGACAGUUUGUCAGAGUUUGACUCGCCUCCUAAGAAGCCACGGAGUGGUCGAAGUAAACCUUUCCAAGAUGAAAAGAAGUCGGUGAAGAGAUUAUCACAUGAAUUACUAGCUAUGAUGACACAGGAUGGGGUGUUGACUAAGCUGAUGGACGUUUUGUACCAAGCAGCUGCAUCGAGGGAAACAGGGCAAGUGCAAUCUGGUUACUGGGUGGUUCAUUAUGCAAUGAUGUUACUGAAAUCCUGGGGGAUGAGUAAUCCAUCGGUCAAAGGUCACUUGGUCAAGAGUCCCAACUUUGACCAAUGGCUACUACGAAUGGUAUUGAAAACACCUGAGAGGUAUGUCCGCAAUGAGGUUCGUACCGGUUUGUUUGAGCUGUGUGAGGGUAACAAGGAGCCAUGUCAGAAGUUUAUAUGGUCUCUGCUUUCUACGCUUCUCAAUUUCUUACCGGUCGCCCAAGAGAUUAAGCCAAAGAAGUUUGAUGAUGAGUAUGACAAUCCUGGGCCGGGAUGCCGGGACUAUUUUUGGUUGCUAUGCGCUCUUAUGGACAAUGUACGAAGACCAGAUGACGAUGAUGAAUACGAGAAAAUGAUAAUAAAAAUUAAUUCUAUUAUAGAGCACAUCGCUGAAGCACUUAUCAGUAGAGAAAUAUAUGAAGAUCGCCACAACACUGAUGAGGACAAAACGCUGACCGGACUGCUGAAGCUCAGUACAUCUGCCCUCAAGCAUGACCCACCGUUCAAGUUCAGCAAGGAAGGCCAGGUGUUUUUAAACAAUGUGUUUGAUUGCCUGUUUGCUGUUCCCUCCAUUGACAAUCGUAACCUACCCAAGUGCAAGUCACGGGAAGCUAGGCAUGCAGCCUUUGACUUACUAGUGAAGCUUGCCGAUAGUUGCCAGGAUAACUACACUAUACUGCACAAAAGAAUGCUAAACCAACAUCGACCAGGUUCUCACAUACCGUACCCAUGGCAGUACUGGCCCCUUGACGAUGGGCGCUCACCGUGCGGCUAUGUAGGCCUAACUAAUCUUGGAGCUACCUGUUACAUGGCCUCCUGUAUGCAACAACUUUUCAUGAUGCCAGAAGCUAGGGCCCCAAUACUUAAUGGAAAGAUAAAUGAACACACAAAGCAUAAAAACACCCUCUAUGAGCUGCAGCGGAUGUUCACAUUUCUACAAGAGAGCGAGCGUAAGACUUACAACCCACGCAGCUUCUGCAAAGUAUACACCAUGGAUAAGCAGCCACUCAAUACCGGUGAACAAAAGGACAUGACAGAAUUCUUCACAGAUCUGAUUAGUAAAAUGGAAGAAAUGACUCCAGAACUUAGAGAACUUGUUCACAGUUUAUUCAAAGGUGAAUUGACAAACAAUGUUGUGUCGUUAGACUGCCCCCACGUGAGCAGAACAACUGAAGAGUUCUUCACUGUAAGAUGUCAAGUGGCUGAUAUGAAAAAUCUCUAUGAAUCGCUUGAUGAAGUCACUGUUAAAGAUACUUUAGAGGGUGAUAAUAUGUAUACUUGCUCACAAUGCGGGAAGAAGGUCAGAGCAGAGAAAAGGGCUUGCUUCAAAAAACUUCCUAAAAUCCUAUCAUUCAACACAAUGCGAUACACUUUUAAUAUGGUAACCAUGAUGAAGGAGAAGGUGAACACACACUUUUCAUUCCCAGUACAAUUGGACAUGUCAGGCUACACUGAGGAUGCCCUCAUGGGCAACAAACCCCAAGGUCAGGAAGACAAUUUAGAUUAUCUAUAUGGCUUAGUUGGGGUAACAGUACACACUGGAACUGCAGAUGGUGGCCAUUAUUAUAGUUUUAUCAAAGACCGUAUCCAUAGCGAUGCCCAGCGUGAUCGCUGGUACAUGUUCAAUGAUGCAGAAGUAAAGCCCUUCGAUUCAACUCAGCUGGCUGCUGAGUGCUUUGGUGGUGAAAUGACAACGAAGACUUAUGAUUCUGUAACUGACAAGUAUAUGGACUUUUCAUUUGAAAAGACACAUAGUGCAUACAUGCUUUUCUAUGAGAAGAUUGAGCCAGAGGAGUCCAAAAAGAAGGCAGCAAGUGUCCUGGAUCAAGUGCAAUUAUCAAAAGAUCUUGCUCAGUCAAUCUGGCAGGAUAAUAUGCAAUUUCUUCGUGAUCGUUUCAUCUUUGAUCGUCAGUACAUGGAUUUUAUGUGGAAGGUGUGUCAUCCGCUGCCAUCAACGUUACCGCAGCCGCAGAGCUUUCAACCAAUGAGCUCCAAGCUCACCACAUGUUUUGUCCUUGAGACGUUGAUCCAUGCCAAAGAGAAGCCCAUAAUGGUGCAAUGGAUGGAACUGAUGACCAAGCAAUUCCACACAUGCGCUGAAGCAUGUGAGUGGUUCCUUGAUUUCAUGGCAAAAGAUGAUUGUUGGCCAAUGCAGAUUCUAAUCAAGUGUCCGAUACAAACUGUGAGGCAGCUCUUCCAACGUCUGUGUAUCCAUGUGAUACCUCAGCUGAGAGAUAAGCAUGCUCCUCUGUACAUUCAUGCUGAUGUUGACAGUGAUGAAGAUGGUUAUAUUGCCCCAACUCACAUCGGAAAUUGUUCAUGUGUGACAAGGUUCAUUAAAAAGCUGCUUUCAAUAAUUGAGCAUGGUGUCAGACCUCACUGUAAACAUUUGACAGAAUAUUUUUCAUUACUGUUCGACUUCGCCAAGAUCGGGGAAGCAGAGUCAGCAUUUUUACUGUCAAUAGAAGCAAUCACAAUUAUGGCCAACUUCUAUCUCGGCACCAAAUCCGCAGAAUAUGUUGAAGUGUUGUCAGAUGAUGAUAACGACGAGGAUGAUGAUGAUGAUGAUGUCAUUUCAUUAACUGAAGACAAAUAUCGGCCAAUAUCAUUUGAGAAGAUGAUCGCCCUCAUGGCUUACUUAGUGGAGCAAUCUCGUCGAGAUCGUCAACUUACACUCUCCCAAAGUGACUAUGCGGUACUUGUCGGUGGAAAGGGAUACCCUUUCCUUUAUCAACAAAUUCGAGACAACAUCAACAUUCAGCAAACUAGGAACCUGAUCUUCAGCCUGACCAGGUUCUCACCAAGGCUACCAGAGCAGAUUGUUGCUAUGAUAUUCAAUGCUAUUGCUAAACUGAAUCAAGAGGCUGGACAGCCUUUCUUCAAGUUACUAUCAAUGCUGGUAGACAUGGUUGGAGGACCACCUGGCUUACCUGCCUUCACGCCUUUGAUUCUACAGAGAAUGUGGGAGAUAGCCGAGUACAACCCUCACCAGGUACUGGACUGGCUAGCUGCCCAUGUGCCCAGAAACAAGUAUGCUCAUCACUGGACACUACAAGGCAUUGAGACGUGGAUCGAACACUUCCUAUUGGAACACCACAAUGCUCGAGUUAGAAGCUCUGCUGCCUACUUGCUAGUCUCUCUGGUUCCAGACACUCAAUUUCGACAAGGUUAUAGGUCAUCUAGAAGCAUGCAUAAUCCUCAGAAAGAGCUUGUGUUGACUACUGAAGCCCUUGAGGUAUUGCAUGAAGUCUACAGAGUUCUACUGGAACUUCUUAGGAUUGCAAGGCAGUUUGCAGAUGCAUCGGUCCAUGGAACUGCGAAAUUAGUGUCGUUUUUCUCUCUCCUCAAUUACUGUCUCAUAUCAAAAACUGAAAAGCAAAUGUUUAGUCCGUAUUUUGAAGACCUUUGGAAUAUUUACCUACCGAAGCUGUCAGAGCCUCCCAUCUCAUGCAAUCACAAUAAAGAGGCCCUGCUAAUAUUCUGGUACAAUGUUUGCAAGGACUGUCCAGAGAAUGUUCAGCUGAUCGUCUCUAAUUUAGUGGUUACAAAACACUUACCAUAUAACUACAUUUUAGCUGAUCAUGAGGAUCAGGAGGUGGUGAUGUUCAACCGAGUGAUGUUGCCGGCAUACUACGGCCUACUCACCCUAUGCUGCCAGCAGUCAAAGUCUUUCACAAGGACAUUGGCUUGUCAACAGAACUUGCAGUGGGCCUUUGAGCAUCUCACCCCACAUGCCAAUCAGUACCCCACCGUCGUUGAAGAACUUUUUAAGUUAAUGGAAUUAUUUGUAGAGAAGCGACCAGGAACAACUGAGCAAGAGCUGCAACAAAUCAAAGAGUUCAAGCGACAGACUCUCCACAUGUAUCUGAAGUGCCUUGAGAAGAACUCCUGCUGGACAACCAUCAUCAGUGUGUUCCGGAUUCUAGUGGAGAACAAAGAAGAUCACUUACUGGUCAUCCAGAACCAUGGUCUUAGCAGACUGUAUGAUGCUUUUAACACAGUGCAUUUGAUGUACCAUGAAGCCACAGCUUGUCAUGUGACCGGAGACCUUGUAGAGUUGCUGUCAAUCAUCCUGCUGGUGUUGAAAUGUGCCAAAGCCCACUCAGAUGACAAUGAAAUUUGUCAGUCUUUAAUCAUGUGGCAAGAGAGACUAGAGUUUGGACAGAAGUUGCUAACUUUGCUCAACUCAUACACACCAGAUAGUGUCAGAACUAAAGCCAUAAGUAUUUUAACACAGCUGUUGAUGCUGUAUCCCAAGGAAUGCGUCAAGGAGCUUGGUCUGAUAAUACAUCAUGCACACAACCAAUUCCAACGCACCACUAUGCCAGUACCAACAGGACCUUUCUUUCCAUUCCGUGCUCCGAAGCCAGCCUUCAAUAAAGCUGGGAUACGCCCUCCGAGGCCGGAGCUUCAAAUGUUCCUACACGCCAGUCAGCUCGAGACGUCCAAGGGAACUGAUGUUGUUUAUGACAAUAGGCUGUUGGACUUCUUUCUUCCAUAUCAUGUUUUCAUUGACUUGCUAUGCAGGACUGCAGUUGCAGAGAACAUGCUCUCAGAAACUAUCAUUAAGCUCAGUGCACUUGUGGCUUUGGAAGGAGUACCUCUGCAACUAAGCUGGUUUGCAAACUUUUGGAAAACAAUCUAUGUAACAGAGGAUGUUGACAAGGAUUGUAAGGAGACGUUAUGCAAUUACCAUGUAUUCCACGAGUUCAUGGAGUCUGUUCUACUUGAUGAACGCACCUCAUUUAAUAACCCCAUCAUCAACUCUUUCUUCUGUAUGUUCUUCCCAAAGGUAUACAAACAUGUACUGUGCAAUAACUGGGACAAUUUAGUGAACACGGUGGCAGCUGCAUUGAUAGCUGAGAUGGACGACAUCAACAAAUACAAAGCAAAGCAACUCAAUAUGGUCGCUUACACAUUGAAUGGGGAUCUAAGAGCACUCCUUCUAAUGUUUUCUGUCUCACCACCAAGACAUCUAAGCUCGGUAUUUGUUCCAGCUCUCAAACACAUCUUGGCUCGAUGCAAGCAAUAUCAACUAGAAAGAGCUGAUCAAUUGGAGGCUCAGAAAGACCACAAGGAAUCAAAAACAGACACACACAGCAAAAAUAGUACUACAGAUUCUAAGGACCAAUCAGAAUUGCCAGAAUCUGACUCAAAUUUGAAGAAGAGAAAAGCAGAAGAUGAACUUGAAAGCACUGAUGAAAAAUCAAUAUCACCAAAUGAUUCAACAAAGAAACAAAGAGUAGACACUGGAUUAAUGGAGAAUGAUGAAUCCGCUUCAGAUGAUCAGAGUGUGUCAAAGGAUGAUAAGGAACAAUCUUCAAGUGAAGAGUCUAGUGAAGAGGGAACCUCAACUGGUCUGAGGUCAAAAAGUCCCACCUCUGCAGACGUCAAGGUUCCUAAGGAAUCAUUCAAACUAUCAGAAGUUAUGAAAAAAGCAGCAACACGUUUACAAGAGAAUGUGGACAUACUUGUUAAAACAAUUGAUAAAAUGCUCUUGUUGUUAGAUAAAUGUGGUCUGAUUGAGAAAGAAAGUACAGAAAAUGUUGAUGAAUGAAGAAAUCAGAUUUACACGAGCUUUUAAAAAUAUGCUGCUUCAAUGUAUAUGCAAACAUUUAGAGGAAUUGGCUCUGCUAUGCUUUGCGGCCCACAGUUGAAGAAAAUUUGGCAGUAUUGAGGAAGUGUUCAGGUAUCUACCAGUCCUGGACUUUACUACCAUUACGUAGUCACUACAUACAUAGUUAAUUGAAAAAAAAACACUCAGUAGGCAUAUGAGGUGGUGAGUGUUUUUGAGUGUUGCCGAGAGUUAUUUCCACAACCAGGAAAUGUUCUAGACCCCAGUAAGUGAUUCAGAGUGAGUUUCUUCCAUUCCAAUUAUGUUUACUUUAAUGCAUAUUCAUGCCAAUAUUAAUUUGCAUAGAAGUGAGCAGUAAUUUUGCCUUGCUUACAAUUUCUGUGUUAAUGUCAUUAGCUUUCAUAUCAUCACGUUUGAGGUAGGCAUAUUAACUAACAUUAAGCCAACCUCCCUAAAGUCAAAUGUACUGGAUUUAUUGUGUGGUACAAUAUAGUGAGGAUAAGUGUCAAUUUAACACAGGUACUGUGGCAACAUGUAGCAUCAACACUUGUGGGGUCAGAAGGUGUAACACAGGUACUGUGGCAACAUGUAGCAUCAACACUUGUGGGGUCAGAAGGUGUAACACAGGUGAUGCAUCAUUUGAAAGCAUGUGGUAUAAGAAAAUUUGACAUGUUUUGUGGCAUUAGAAAUUGUGGCAUGAGUGUAACACACAGAAUACGCCACUGGUAGUGUAGCAUGAGGGAGUGCAUCAGAGAUGGCGUGUCAUCAGAGGGUACAGCACAGGUGAUGUUGUUUUGGUGUCAUAGUGGUAGUUUAACAUGGGUGGUGUGGCCUCUGCAAGUUUAACUCGGUGAUGUGGCAUCAACAAUAGUUAUCACUCACUUGUCAUUGAACAGAACCUUGAAAUAUGACAUUGUACUACUUUAAAAACUAUUAGGCAUCUUAUGCUAUUGACAAAAUGAAGGACUAUUGACAAUACUGAUAAUUCAUUUAAAAAAAAGGUGUUGGUAAUUGUCAAGUCCAUUGUGUGUGUAGUGAUGCCCAUCUUAGUAACAUUGUGGGUGUGCAAUCCUACAAUUCUGUAUGUUACAUAAAGGGAGUACAAGAGGAUGUGUUAUUGAUUGUAGUCUAUGAGAAUGUUGCAUACAUUUUAACACAUUAAGAUCAGAAUAUUCGUCAUGAAGAACUUAGUAGGCGAUUUUGUUCAACAUCAUAUUGAUGGAUAGUAUUGUUCGUAUUUUGCUAUAUUUGUAAUGCUUUUGUAAAUAAUUGUAAUUUACAAAAAUGUGUUGUGAAAAAAUAUAUAUCUUGCCAAGUAACACAUUAUUCCUUGAGUUCAUAAAAAAGAAAUGACUGAUUUUGUUUUUAAAUACUUGAAAAUAAGUUGCUUGGAAAUAGUAUGUGUCAGCUAUCUACAGAAAAAAAUUGAGGAUGUAUAUGUACAUUAUUUUAUGCAAACACUUGAAUGUGUCACCUGAAUGGUGGGGGAAAGCGCCUAUAAAUAGGUAGAGGUCAAUGGGAGGGAGUUAGGAGGGGUAAAAUCUUCUCAUUAGCUGGGGGUAAUGGGGCAUGCAGCGGGGGUACUGUCUCAGUGGUGGUGAAGCUUAACCAUUUUAGGUACUGUAUUAAGAGGAUUAAGUUAAUUGAUUUUAAGAUGUAAUUCCAGAAAUAGAAAACUUUUGACCUAUUUGGUGCUGUGUCUAGCAAGGAUUGUGAAUCCAAUGAUUACUAUCCCAGACACCCAUACCUAGCCUAUGUUAUUUCUGCAGACAUACAGUUUAUUGAUACUGUAAUACUGUUACUGUAUAUCUGUAAAAAUGACAAUAAAAUACAAAAAUGAAUUCAAUAAUGCAACAUAAUAUGAUUAAAUAUAAAAUAAAGUCUUAUUAAAUA